This is a messenger RNA of Zasmidium cellare ATCC 36951, 1779 nucleotides long. RefSeq lists its product as uncharacterized. The transcript has 3 exons. Lineage: Eukaryota; Fungi; Ascomycota; Dothideomycetes; Mycosphaerellales; Mycosphaerellaceae. Gene Ontology annotation, biological process: transmembrane transport. Gene Ontology annotation, molecular function: transmembrane transporter activity. Bases 1 to 1779 code for a protein of 592 amino acids. The record is from RefSeq and is a predicted model, not a curated record.
AUGGGCAUAAUAUCUCGCUUCAAUUCCCUGCCGCGGGCCUCUGAGGUCACACCAACACCCUCCCUCGGCCAGGUCACAGUUGACGAAAAGAAUGCUGCUCAUGAAACGACUCUGCAAGUUCCAUCGGACAACGAAAGCGAACAUCUACAGGGUGGGAUAAGAGAAGCAGAUGCCAUCACGAAGCUUUGGAGUUGGAAGCAUUUGGUCGCAGCCUACAUCCUGAUCUGGGUCAUCAAUUUCAUGCACGCCUUCUCCAGCGGUAUUGUAUCGACCCUAACGCCGUACGUCACGAGCACCUUUCAAUACCACUCCUUGACUGCGACUACUACGAUCGUAUCCUCCUUGAUCGGCGGGAUCAUCAAGCUGCCAUUCGCUAAGCUGAUUGACAUUUGGGGGCGCACACAAUGCUUUGGUCUUGGAAUUGGCUUCGUGACGCUCGGCCUCAUCCUCAUGGCGGCUUGCAACGAUGUGAAGACGUACGCUGCAGCACAAGUCUUCUACACGUGCGGUUACAACAUGAUCAGCUUUGUCAUGAACAUCUUCAUUGUGGACACGUCCACUCUGAGGAACCGUGCCCUCAUGUUCGCCCUCUCGGCAACCCCAUACCUUGCUACGAUGUGGGCAUAUGGACCGGCCGCCCAACACAUCAUCGCUCCAGGUGGAAUUGGCUUUCGAUGGGGCUUUGGGAUCUGGGCGAUCCUGUACCCUAUAUUCUGUGCUCCACUCUUCGGUCUUUUCUGGUACUAUCAUAUCCAGGCUAAGAAGGCUGGCAUGAUCUCACAACGAAAGGGAAACCGAACGUGGAAGGAAUCCUUCAUCUACUACGCCCGCGAAUUCGAUGUCAUCGGUCUCAUCUUACUCUCCGCCGGACUCGCGCUCUUCCUGCUACCGUUCAGCAUUUACUCGUAUCAGGCAGAACAGUGGCGCUCGCCGUUGAUCAUCUGUCUCAUCGUGUUUGGGGCACUACUGAUCGUCUGCUUUGCUCUCUAUGAGAAGUAUCUCGCUCCCGUUACCUUUGUUCCCUGGUCGCUGCUGAAGAACCGGACAGUGUUCUUCACUUUCGCCAUGGUGGGAUCUCUUUACACCGCCUGGUACAUCUGGGACAACUAUUUUUACUCAUUCCUGAUUGUGGUCUUCGAUCUCUCUGUUCAAGAUGCGACUUACAUCACAAACAUCUACACCAUUGGAAGCACAUUUUGGGCAGUCAUUGUGGGAAUCAUGUUCAGGUACUGGGGAAGGAUCAAGUGGCACGCAGUCUUGUUUGGUGCCCCCCUGACUCUACUGGGCAAUGCCUUGAUGAUUCCAUUCCGGCAGCCAAAUAGCCCCGUGGGGUUGAUUGUGCUUUGCCAGGUCUUCAUUGCCCUCGGCGGCGCGACCUUGGUCAUGUGCGAGCAGAUGACGGUUCAAGCCGUGUCGAAACGCAAGGACAUUCCAGCGCUGCUUGCGACGGAAGGCAUGGUCGCUCUCAUUGGUGGCUCCAUUGGUUCGACAAUCGCUGCAGCAAUGUGGACAGGAAUAUUCCCAGCGAAGCUUGCAAAGUACCUUCCCGCCGAUGCACAGUCGGCAUUGGCGAGCAUCUAUGCUGAUAUCACUGUUCAGUCGGGCUAUCCCGUCGGUUCGCCGACAAGGACUGGAAUCAACCAAGCUUAUGGCGAUACGCAGAAGUUGAUGCUGAUCGCAUCGUCCUGCCUCAAUGUUAUAACCUUGGCAAUGCCUAUGCUGUGGGAGGAUGUCAAUGUGCGGACACUUGAUCAGCAGGUAUCUGGUGUCGUUGUUUAG